This is a messenger RNA of Habropoda laboriosa, 1854 nucleotides long. RefSeq names its product protein pygopus (gene pygo). The record is from RefSeq and is a predicted model, not a curated record. NCBI's taxonomy places the organism in Eukaryota, Metazoa, Arthropoda, Insecta, Hymenoptera, Apidae. The transcript has 5 exons. The coding region runs from base 335 to 1837 and encodes 500 amino acids.
UUCCUUGCUGCAUAUACUUUUGACAUCUCGCCAGUGUUUACCGUGCCCUUUUUGCAUGUUCGUGAAUGUGAAAUACAUUCGUGCUACCGUAAAAUAUGUGACUGGUGAAGUGGAAAGGCAAAAAACUAGAAAUCGCGUCGAUCCAGCCGUUAAAGCUAGCUAGGCGCACGACACAAUUCAAUGGUGUUGGUCCCUGCCGAAAAAACGGGAAAGCCAUGUAUACGUCGAUAUCUUGCCAACUAUAAUGCGCUGUGUAGCAGCAGUGGAGACUUAUCACCGAAAUCUAUUGUGGUGCUGAUACGGCAUGUUAAAAUAAGGGAAGCGAACGAGGGAGAUGAGCCACAAUAUUGCAGGCAUGCCACCCUUUGCAAGGAUGCCUUUGGGGGGUAUGGGUAUGGGUGUGAAUAUGGGUCCUAGUGCCCCACAUCCUGAAUCUUCUCCUCACCCUCAUCCACCACCACCACCACCUACUGGUGCCAAUCCAAAAAAGAAAAGACGCACAAACGCGAAUGUUGCUCAACCACCGCCGCAACAACCUCCAACAGUGCAGGAUUUAUUACCUCCACCUUUAACCGGUUAUGGAGACACAAUAGUAGCAAGUAACCCUUUCGACGAUACACCGCCGCAAACUACGCAAUCGCCGAUGAUGCACGGUGGACCACCUCAUAUGCAUCCUCAUCACCCACACCAUAUGAGUGGACCACCUAUGAGGGGUAUGAGUCCUCUAACUUCUAUAGGUGGAAUGAGUCCUAUGAUGCCUCACAACAUGGGAAGUAUGAGUCCAAUGGGAAACUCGCCUAUGACUAAUCAUAUGAAUCAUAUGGGAGCAAUGUCCCCUAUGAAUCAUGCACCGAUAGGUGGUAUGAGUCCAAUGAAUAACAUGGGCCCAAGUAUGCCACCUGGUCCGAUGAAUACCAUGAACAAUCAUAUGAACAUGAGUCACAUGGGUAACUCUCAACUUAGUGGUCCACCUAUGGGUAGUCCGAUGAAUAAUAUGAACAGUGGUCCAAUGGGUAGUCCGAUGAAUAACAUGGGACACAGUAUGGGAAGCCCUAUGGGUGGCCCAUUAGGAUCUCCGAUGAAUACAAUGGGAGGAUCAAAUCAUAUGCCUAAUGGACCAAUGAAUAUGAACAAUAUUAAUAGCCAUAUACCACCUAACAGCCCAUUGAACGGGCCAUCUAUGAACAAUGUGAACAGCCCGCUCGGACACAACGGAUCUCAACCACAUCCGAAUCAUAUGGGAAAUAAUCUUAAUAACUUAGGCAGGCCCAUAAACGGACCUAUGACCACCAUGAGUUCCAUGGUAUCCAAUAACAUGAAUAUGAGUGGUCCAAAUCAAAUAAACAAUAUGAACAUGGGCGGACCGCCGAUGAAUAAUAUGACCAAUAUGAGUAUUAGUCAUCAUAAUCAAAUGAGCCACAUGGGUGGUCCAAUGGGUACAAUGUCUAGUAAUAUGGCUGGUGGUCCACCAAUGGGACAUCCCAUUAAUAUGGGAGGUUCUAUGCCACCUCAUGGUUUCCAAGGUCCACCGGGAAUGGGACCAAAACCAAUGCCAGUUUCUGCGGGAAAGAUAUAUCCUCCAGAUCAGCCAAUGGUGUUUAAUCCACAAAAUCCUAAUGCUCCACCUAUUUAUCCUUGUGGAGUCUGUCACAAAGAAGUGCACGAUAAUGAUCAGGCAAUUCUAUGUGAGUCAGGUUGUAAUUUCUGGUUUCACAGGGGAUGCACAGGAUUGUCGGAAACUGCCUAUCAAUUGUUAACGGCAGAAGUGUACGCAGAAUGGGUGUGUGAUAAGUGCUUGCAAUCGAAAAAUAUACCUUUGGUUAAGUUUAAACCAUAACACUUCUUGACUCGUCG